UUAUUUUACAACUCCCGAACGGUCACACUUUCUUGCGCUGUAUUUGUGUGUUUCAUAACAGGUUUCGCGACGCGGCGCAGUUGUUUCUCUGGCCAAAACGAUCCCGUUCCUGCACCUGUUGCGCCUUGCGAAUCAAAUUGGUUCCCCCCAUUGCCAUUUCCAGUGCAAACCUGCGUUUGGCCUUUUUUAUGCCCUUUAGUUGUACGUUUCCACUGGCCGAGAACUAAUUGCGUCGAAGUGGGAUCCGCCAAAUCUUCAGCAAAAUGGGCAACACGAGUUCCAAGGGCGAGUCGGACGCCAGUGAGCCGCCCCUGGAGGGCGGGAAGCUGAACAGGCAGCAGCACAAGGCCAGCGACGCCUCCCACAACUCCCACAAUGGGGGCUCUGACGUGGGCGGCAGUCACAACAACCUGAAGGUGCAGCAGGCCCAGGGCUCGAUGACCAGGUCCGCCUCCGGGGCGGAUGUCACCGAGAAGUACCUCACCCAGCUGGUGCCGGUCGAGAAGCUGGCCGAGAUCCUCAGGGAACAGACGUCGGCCAAACUGGGAAUUAAUGGCAUUGUCGCAGAUGUCUUUGUGUCACAAGUCUUUCCGCAAUACACGGAUCUGGGCCAUCGGCUGUUCAACCUGAUGCACUCCAACUCCAAGGCCACCACAAGGCAUCUGGGCGCCGUCGCCUUCCGGCAGCAAUGCGAACGUUUCCUGGGCAUAAUGGACGAUGCCAAGACGCUGGAGUGCUACAUAAAGAUGUACGCCCAGGAGGACAACCCGGAGCAAAUCGAUAAGACGGGAGUGACGCGACUGCUCCACAUCUGUUACACCAUUGCCAUGCAGCACUCGGGCAACGCUGUGCUGUGCUCGGCCAUCAACCGCACGUUCGGAUCGGUGACCAAGUCCAUUUUCCUGUGCCACGACAGUAUGAGCCUGGGAUACGUUUGCCGCUGGUUCGAGCAGAACCUGAUGCGCCUGGUACUCCUGGUGCACAAGUACUGCGUACACACCCUGUCCACCGCCUAUCGCGGCCUGGAGCUGCAGAACCAGUCCUGCGGAAUCGAGUUGCAAACUCCUGUGCUUGAACAGCGCAAUCCCUUCACAGAUACCACGGACCACAGUGGAGGAGGUGGACGGGAUAUGGACUCCCUGAUGCCGCUCUCACAGGCCUGGCUGCUGGCCGGAGCUCUGCCGCCGCUGUACUCCAAACCACAGACGGUGGCUCCCCCAGCCAGCAAAGGAAACAACAAUAUCAGCGCCUCAACAGCCGUUCAGAUCUUCAAGGAGAAGCUGUCGAUGAUGCCCUCGCACUGGACCCUGCUGUACGACUCCAACGAACAUGGCGUGGGAGCCAAUCGGUUUCUGCACCACGUCCUCGGCUACCGGGGACCCACUCUCGUCCUACUGCACACCAAGGAUGAGCAGACGUACUGCGUGGCCUCGCCCAGUGAGUGGAAGGAAACCCAUCUGUUCGUCGGCGGAGAGGGUUGCUGUGUUAUCCAGCUGCUGCCCAAGUUUGUGAUACUGGAGAAGAAGCCCAACAUUCUGUACCUUAACACCAGCAUACGUGGUUAUCCGAAAGGAUUACGUGCCGGUGCCGAUCCGCGCAAGCCCAUUAUAGCAGUCGAUGAGCAUUUCGAGAAUGUGGACUGCAAGGGAUUAGCGGCAGGACUUGCGUCAAUCGAGGUUUGGGGCUGCGGCGACAAAACAUCACGCGAAGUGCAAUUGGACAUCAAGAAGUGGCAGAUCAAGGAGGCCGAGCGACAGCGGACAGUGAAGCUCACGGCCGCCGACUGGAUGGACCAUCCGGAUCGAUACCUUCUCGAGCUGGGCGGCAGGCAGAACUACAACAAUUGAUCGCAGCUGCUGCUGCGUGUACGCUACAUAUGUAUGCUGAAAGCAAUCGGAAUGCCUUUCGUUUUGGGGGCAUUCCCCACGACGAAAUUUACUGGGAGUCGCUACAAUUAUGCGCACGCAGCACGAGAAGUAAUCACUGGACUGAAUUUGUUUUUAAUUGAUGUUGAUUGAUAUUCGGUUUACUUGUUUUCAUUCUAUUAUCAGCGUUUAGUAUUCGAUUUGAUUUAUGUUCGUAACGUGAAUUCCGUGAAUGCCUUUAUAUGUACUUCGGUCUACUCUGUAUCUAUAUAUCUAUGUCAUAAAUCGUCUCCGUUUUCGUCAAUCAUAUUUUUAAAGUCUUCUGUUUUGUUCUGUAUCUUCGUUCAAAGUUAAGAAAGCAAGUAUUAUGAAAAGACAUAGGAUUCGAAGUGCUUAAGCAAAUAUUUCAAUAAAUGUUACAAAUAAAAAAGGGACUUGGAUUA
Molecule: messenger RNA, 2308 nt
Organism: Drosophila suzukii
Lineage: Eukaryota; Metazoa; Arthropoda; Insecta; Diptera; Drosophilidae
Biological process (GO): response to oxidative stress
Cellular component (GO): nucleus
Source: RefSeq, a predicted model, not a curated record